Dryobates pubescens (Downy woodpecker) is the source of this 1029-nucleotide messenger RNA. RefSeq names its product DNA meiotic recombinase 1 (gene DMC1). Lineage: Eukaryota; Metazoa; Chordata; Aves; Piciformes; Picidae. Gene Ontology annotation, cellular component: nucleus; condensed nuclear chromosome. Gene Ontology annotation, biological process: DNA strand invasion; DNA recombinase assembly; DNA repair. Bases 1 to 1029 code for a protein of 342 amino acids. Gene Ontology annotation, molecular function: ATP hydrolysis activity; double-stranded DNA binding; DNA strand exchange activity. The transcript is spliced from 13 exons. The record is from RefSeq and is a predicted model, not a curated record.
AUGAAGUCCAUGGAGGAUCAAGUAGUCCAAGAAGAACCAGGGUAUCAGGAUGAUGAGGAAUCCUUUUUUCAGGAUAUUGACCUGCUACAGAAACAUGGAAUUAACGUGGCAGAUAUUAAAAAGCUGAAGUCAGUUGGGAUCUGCACAAUCAAAGGAAUCCAGAUGACCACCAGACGGGCACUAUGCAAUGUAAAAGGGCUUUCAGAAGCCAAAGUGGACAAGAUUAAAGAAGCUGCAAACAAGCUGAUUGAACCAGGCUUCCUGACUGCCUUUGAGUACAGUGAAAAACGCAAGAUGGUAUUUCAUAUCACUACUGGCAGCCAGGAAUUUGAUAAACUUCUGGGUGGUGGGAUUGAAAGCAUGGCAAUCACUGAAGCCUUUGGAGAGUUCCGUACCGGCAAAACGCAGCUAUCUCACACCCUUUGUGUGACAGCUCAGCUUCCAGGACAAAAUGGCUACACAGGUGGAAAGAUUAUCUUCAUUGAUACUGAAAACACUUUCCGACCAGACCGUCUUCGUGACAUUGCUGAUCGCUUCAAUGUUGACCACGACGCAGUACUUGACAACGUGCUCUACGCACGUGCAUAUACUAGUGAACAUCAGAUGGAAUUGCUUGACUAUGUAGCAGCCAAGUUCCAUGAGGAAGCUGGUAUCUUCAAGCUACUGAUCAUUGACUCCGUAAUGGCACUUUUCCGUGUGGAUUUCAGUGGUCGUGGAGAGCUGGCUGAACGACAACAGAAGCUGGCUCAGAUGCUGUCAAGGCUCCAAAAAAUAUCAGAAGAAUAUAAUGUGGCCGUGUUUGUGACCAACCAGAUGACUGCUGAUCCAGGAGCAACUAUGACCUUUCAGGCAGACCCAAAAAAGCCCAUUGGGGGCCAUAUCCUUGCUCAUGCUUCAACUACCAGGAUUAGCUUGAGGAAAGGGAGAGGGGAGCUGCGUAUUGCAAAGAUAUAUGACAGCCCUGAGAUGCCAGAAAAUGAAGCCACAUUUGCAAUAACUGCUGGAGGAAUUGGAGAUGCCAAAGAAUAG